Messenger RNA from Caenorhabditis elegans, 1677 nucleotides. RefSeq names its product Putative histone deacetylase 2 (gene hda-2). Gene Ontology annotation, molecular function: histone deacetylase activity, hydrolytic mechanism; histone deacetylase activity. Bases 16 to 1539 code for a protein of 507 amino acids. The record is from RefSeq and is marked reviewed. Lineage: Eukaryota; Metazoa; Nematoda; Chromadorea; Rhabditida; Rhabditidae. Gene Ontology annotation, cellular component: nucleus. The transcript has 3 exons.
AAAAUUGGCAAAAAUAUGUCAUCAGACAAGUUCAAACUAGAUACACUGUUCGAUGAUAAUGAUGAGAUAAUCGAGCCAGAUGGAGCUGAUGUUAAAAAAAGAAAUGUUGCAUAUUAUUAUCAUAAAGACGUCGGACAUUUUCAUUAUGGCCAACUUCAUCCAAUGAAACCUCAACGGCUUGUGGUGUGCAACGAUUUAGUAGUUUCCUAUGAAAUGCCAAAAUAUAUGACAGUUGUUGAAUCACCAAAGUUAGAUGCUGCAGAUAUUUCUGUAUUUCACACUGAAGAUUACGUCAACUUUCUGCAAACAGUGACACCGAAGCUCGGUCUUACAAUGCCUGAUGACGUUUUGAGGCAGUUUAACAUUGGAGAGGAUUGUCCAAUUUUCGCUGGACUUUGGGAUUACUGUACUUUGUAUGCUGGUGGAUCUGUUGAAGGUGCUCGACGAUUGAAUCAUAAAAUGAAUGAUAUUGUGAUUAAUUGGCCUGGAGGACUUCAUCACGCCAAGAAAUCAGAAGCUUCAGGAUUUUGCUAUGUAAACGACAUUGUGCUGGGAAUUUUGGAGUUAUUGAAAUAUCACAAACGAGUAUUGUAUAUCGACAUUGACAUUCAUCAUGGUGAUGGUGUUCAGGAAGCAUUCAAUAAUUCUGAUCGAGUUAUGACUGUGUCAUUUCAUCGUUUUGGUCAAUAUUUCCCAGGAUCUGGAAGUAUUAUGGACAAAGGUGUCGGUCCCGGAAAGUAUUUUGCGAUUAAUGUUCCCCUGAUGGCUGCAAUUCGAGAUGAACCUUACUUAAAAUUAUUCGAGAGUGUUAUAAGUGGCGUUGAAGAAAAUUUUAAUCCUGAGGCAAUUGUUCUUCAAUGUGGUUCCGAUUCAUUGUGUGAAGACAGACUUGGUCAAUUUGCUUUGUCAUUCAAUGCACAUGCACGCGCAGUCAAAUACGUGAAAAGUCUUGGAAAACCAUUGAUGGUCCUUGGUGGUGGUGGAUAUACACUUAGAAAUGUUGCGAGAUGCUGGGCCCUUGAAACUGGAGUCAUUUUAGGUCUUCGAAUGGACGAUGAAAUCCCUGGAACAUCAUUAUACUCGCACUAUUUCACUCCACGACUUCUUCGCCCAAAUUUGGUUCCAAAAAUGAAUGAUGCUAAUUCUGCGGCAUAUUUGGCUUCUAUUGAAAAAGAAACGCUGGCAUGUUUGAGAAUGAUUCGUGGAGCACCAUCAGUUCAAAUGCAAAAUAUUGUUGGAAUCAGGCUCGACGAAAUUGAGCAAAUCGAAGAAAAUGAACGACUACAAAAAUCAUCAAAAUCUUCAAUUGAAUAUGAAGUUGGAAAAGUAUCAGAGAAAAUGGAAGAAGAAUGCUUUGUAGAAGAAGACUCAAAACCUCCAUCAUUUCCACCGGGUCAAGAUCCUCGUCGGAUUGGUCAGUACUGGGGAUAUGACAGGUCUGGAUUGGCUCCACCGAGAAGUCACUCGGAUGUUAUUGAAGAAGCAAAAUAUGAAGAUCGCGACAGACGAAAAGAUCUCAAUAUUCCCGGAAUUCCGUAACUUUCCAUGUAAUUAAUGAUUAAACACUGUGAUGAAUUUGUCAAAAAUCUUUUCUGUGUUGGUUUUCAGUAUUUCCGAUUUUAUAUUGUUUUCUGUUGCAUGAUCUCUAAAUUUCUCAAGUAAUAAACCAAAUUUCAG